AUGCCGAGAAUACCGAAUCCUUUACCGGAAGAUCUUCUUGUGGAGAUUUUGUCAUGUAUCGCAGCUUCUUCCUUGUCAGAGGUUCGUAAUCUCAGAUUAGUUUCGAAACCGUUUCGACGUAUUUGCGAUGAUGGAUAUGUUCUCCGCAGACUUUCGCUCCAAGAAACCCCUCUGUUCCCAUGGCAUCGCGACCAUGAAACGUUCUCCAAUUUUUUCAAAAGAUGUCGCAAGAAUGGAAACCCCGAAGCUUUGUAUCGCAAAGGAUUCAUCUACUACUUUCUACAGUACCUUGAGCACAAAGGACUCAAAUAUUUAGCCGAAGCUGCAGAAAAAGGACACAAAGAGGCUAAAUAUGUCUAUGGGCUGAUUCUUAUCUGUCUUGGAGGCCAAACAAAACAAAAUGGUUUCAAGAUCUUGUCUUCUGUUACAAAGCCGUUGUUGUCAACUACGAUGGAUGAGCUGGUGGAACUUCGAUACAAGAUUGAAAAGAUUAGAGACAGCGAAUGGGAUCGUGCCAACCCGGUGAUGGAACAACUCAAAAUAGUCUACGUUCGAGAGAAGUGCAAUGGUAAAACCAUGAUGUUCUUAGCAAGGAACUGUGGUUGGCAUCCAUAG
Camelina sativa (false flax) is the source of this 615-nucleotide messenger RNA. The record is from RefSeq and is a predicted model, not a curated record. Lineage: Eukaryota; Viridiplantae; Streptophyta; Magnoliopsida; Brassicales; Brassicaceae.